GCUAGAAUUAUUGUAGGCAUUUAUUCAUUUUAUGGUUCGGCCGUGUGUAUAAAUAAAUGACGAUUGAGAUGAUAUUUCACAACCCAUAAUUAAUCCCCGCUCAUCUAUAUUUAGCUAGCAUUGUAAUGUAAUACAUACUACUAAAUAUAAUCAUGUCGUUUAUUCCAAGCUUUUUCGUGUUACAAACCACCCCUACGAGUCAAUAUCUGAGCUCAGGUGCAUCAGGCAACCUGCAUUGGAAUGGUGGUUUUUCGACUCCAGGUUCAAUGUUUGCUGCAGAGCCGUCACAACGAGUUAGCGGGGCAGUGCACUUAAGAUCCAACUUCAACAACCGAUAUUGGUUGCCACAUCAAGUCGGCAAUCGGGUGGUGAUUAGUGCAACCGCAGUUGAAGCCGUGGACAACACAAAUGAUGCCCGAUGCACCCUUUUCGCUUUUGUGCGCCAUGUUACGGGGUGGGAUAGUAGAGUUACAUACUCAUUCAGGGUACUCAACACCCGAUAUAGUGCACCGGUAUUUGCAGACCCGGGAGGUGUGACAAUUUCCUGGCAAGCAACUUUUUUCCAUUUGGUUGAUUGGGAAACGCUGGCGUUGCUUCCUUCUCAAAUCUCGUUGGUAUCCGUGGAUCGAAGAGACCACUGGGCUACCGCCUGGAUGUUGAGAAGAGUUAACUACCUUUGGUUCGAUACGGGGAGGGAUAUUGGAGACCUACGUGUCGCGUUAGAAGUCAGGCCUACUCUUGAAGCAUCAACCUAUCGUAUACUUAGCCUACAUUUUGGCAGGUUUCUGCGGAAUAAUGACUGGAUAGUGGUUGAUGCGGACAAUAACAACACCACCCCGGCCACCGUAUUCGGUGUUCUGAGUCUAGGCGGUGGGGAGUUCACUAUUCGCAGUUUGUCCAACAACCGUUUCUGCACUCCAAACGGGAACACCCCUUAUUUAAGAGCUAAUAGUCUAACAAUGACAAAUCAAACACGGUUCAGAAUUUUAGAGCGCGUCCUGGAAAGGACUAUCUCAGACAUCGAUUACCGGUUACAAGACGCAAGGAUUCAUCAGGUGCAGAACUUAGAGGUUACAACCGCUUUCGCAACAAAUAACACCAACACACCAGACCAAAUGGCUGUCACCUUUACGAUCGAAGACUCUCGCACCACUACUUUUAGGAGUACUCAUUCGGUAACCCUUAGCGUAACGACAACGUUGAACGUCACCAUUAUUCCGGUUAUUCUCACGGGGACAAUCGAAACAAGAGCUGAAUAUAACUUCACGCAAGAAUGGGAGGAGACAAGAACAAGAACCACUACGAGAUCACUGGAAUACAGAGUGAUGGUGCCGCCAUUCAGCAGACGAAGGGUGACACUCGUCUGUAGGGAGGCUUCUUGUGAUGUGCCUUACAACUACACGCAACAUGACCUUCUUCCCGACGGUAGACGGAUUAGUAUUCGCAAAGACGAUGGGGUUUUUCAUGGUGUCAACACCUUCGACUUUGACGUUGAAUCCUCAGAAGGCUUUGAAGAUGCCCUCGGGAGAAUGUAUGUGUAACAUACAGGUCCCGGCCCGCGCUCUUGUUUGUCAUGGAUCGAUUAUAUAUAUAGUGAAAAGUCAUUUUGAGAAA
Molecule: messenger RNA, 1614 nt
Organism: Erigeron canadensis
Lineage: Eukaryota; Viridiplantae; Streptophyta; Magnoliopsida; Asterales; Asteraceae
Exons: 2
Coding region: 153-1541 (462 amino acids)
Cellular component (GO): extracellular region
Source: RefSeq, a predicted model, not a curated record